Daldinia caldariorum is the source of this 1214-nucleotide messenger RNA. RefSeq names its product DUF1770-domain-containing protein. The transcript has 2 exons. The record is from RefSeq and is a predicted model, not a curated record. Gene Ontology annotation, molecular function: mitochondrion autophagosome adaptor activity. The coding region runs from base 216 to 875 and encodes 219 amino acids. Gene Ontology annotation, biological process: mitophagy. Lineage: Eukaryota; Fungi; Ascomycota; Sordariomycetes; Xylariales; Hypoxylaceae.
UAUUGAAAUAUGCAUUUGGGGAGUAGGUUAGGUAGGGACUUACGAAUCGUACAACUUAAGUUACAACUCACAACCUUAGAACCCACCAACCCACCAACCCACCAAGCUUCCAAGCUUCAAGCUCCGUACAGCAACAUCGCAUUACCUUUCUUAGAGUCAGCAAAUACCUGAACCUAACCUUACCGCCUCUACCUCAUACGCACCCCUCCAACGCCAUGGCGGACAGCAUCCCGACGCAGAUCGCGGAGACGAUCCAGACGGCGCACAUCCAGCGCGCGCCGUCCCCGCAGCACGACCUGAACCCGUUCUCGUCGCUGUCCCAGAAGCAGCCCGUGAACCUGCACCAGCGCAGCCCGCACGACCUAGUAAACUCGGACCUGGAUUCGAUCGACGGCGACGAAGACGACGACGACGACGACGAAAGCGAUAUCCCCAUCAGCGUGUUGAAGCCGCACCCUAGGCCCCGCCAUCAUCUCCCGCCCAUGCCGGACCUGCGCUUCGAACAGAGCUACCUGCACAGCAUCGCCAAGGCGGAUACGUGGUGGAAGGUGGCGUGGAUCACGGUGCGGGACCAGGUACUUGUUUAUUUGAACCUUAUUGAUUUCGUUUUCCUAUCUUUGUCUCAUGUCCAUCUUUUCCCCCCUUUCCUUCUUUUUUUUUCUUCUUUUUUUGAGGGGGAAGGGGCUGACCGGGCUUCGAAGAUGAUGAUGCCGUUCGCCCAGGGCGUCCUGUAUAACCUCGCGCUGCACGGCUGGCACCACUGGAACAAGAACGCCCGCGUCGGCGGCAGCUCGGUCGGCGCGCGCCUGCGCCGCUGGUGGUACGCCGUGAAUAACUGGCCCCUGCCGCCGCAGAAGGUGAAGGCAAGAGCUUGAAUAUACCUACCUACCUACCUAACCUACCUCUACCAUUCUUUAUGCAGUCCCUACCUAGGUACCUACCUAUACACACAUACCUUAUACACAUAUAUACCUGACAUAUACGCAUAUAAAAACGUACCUACAAAUGUGGAAACGAUGAGAGGAUAAUAACAUGGCGCGCCAGCAGCAACAGCAUCAGCAGUCGAGUUUACUACAACGCCAACUUAGCCUGGGCUCGGGCCUUGGCCUUAUUGGAUGCCAGGGCCGCGACAUGCCCAGUCUAUACGCGUGCUACGGACGGACAUGUCUCGGAGGUCGGAGUUGGAAUGCAUAGGGGGGGAAAGGCGAAGGCAG